Molecule: messenger RNA, 371 nt
Organism: Raphanus sativus (radish)
Lineage: Eukaryota; Viridiplantae; Streptophyta; Magnoliopsida; Brassicales; Brassicaceae
Exons: 2
Coding region: 1-306 (101 amino acids)
Source: RefSeq, a predicted model, not a curated record
AUGGGAGCCUGUGGGAGCAAACCUAAGGAAUCUGACAUCCUCGAAAGCCUUGUCCCCACCGACAAUGCAGUUGUUGAGUCCAAGAAUGAAACAGAUACCACCACACUAGCUCAGGAGAAGAAAGAAGAGUCUAGUGAUGAGGCAAAGGAGGAAAGUGAGACAAAAGUGGACUCCUCUGAGGCAGCCAAAGUUGAGCCAACUCCAGAAGCUGUGAAGGCAGAUGAGAAAGCUCCUUCCGAGACUGAGCCACCAACACAAGAGACUGCACCUGCCAAAAUCGAUGAGGCGCCUCUUGUGAUUCUUUGAUUUUCUCAUUUCCAAAUAUUAAAAUCCAUGUUUUAUCUGCAAGUGUUUCUCACAUUAUAAUUCGA